UAGGUUUUUGAAGCUGAUCUAGGCUGCAUUCGCUGCAAUUUUCGUCGGUAUUCUAGUUUUCCACACCCAAGCUGAUGUCAUGGUUGUUUUUAUUUAUCUAUUGACGGCUGUCGCAGUGCUAGUGGGGUAUCUGGCAUUGAAAUGGCGUCGUUCCCUGCAGUACUGGCAAAAUCUGGGUAUUCCCUGCGAGGAGCCCCACAUCCUGAUGGGAAGUCUGGCGGGAGUGCAAACUAGUCGAUGCUUCUGCGAUGUCUGGAUGGAUUAUUAUGCCAAGUUUCGUGGAACUGGUCCCUUUGCGGGUUUCUAUUGGUUCCAACGACCUGGAGUCCUUGUGCUGGACACUUCCCUGGCAAAACUUAUACUGAUUAAAGAAUUUAAUAAGUUCACCGAUCGUGGAUUCUAUCACAACACCGAGGACGAUCCUCUGUCGGGACAACUGUUUUUGCUGGAUGGUCACAAGUGGAAGUCCAUGAGGAACAAACUAUCAUCUACAUUUACAUCGGGAAAAAUGAAGUACAUGUUUCCCACCGUGGUCAAGGUGGGCCACGAGUUCAUCGAAGUGUUUGGCCAGACGAUGGAAAAGUCCCCAAUUGUGGAGGUCAAGGAUAUCCUUGCCCGAUUCACCACUGACGUGAUCGGCACCUGUGCCUUUGGCAUUGAGUGCAGUAGUCUCAAGGAUCCCGAGGCGGAAUUCCGGGUGAUGGGCCGUCGAGCUGUUUUCGAGCAGCGACAUGGACCUAUUGGAAUCGCCUUUAUCAAUAGCUUCCAGAACUUGGCCCGCAGGCUCCAUAUGAAAAUGACCCUUGAGGAAGCAGAACAAUUUUUCCUGCGGAUUGUCAGGGAGACUGUGGCUUUCAGAGAACAGAAUAAUAUCCGUCGGAAUGAUUUCAUGGAUCAGUUAAUCGAUUUGAAAAACAGUCCACUGACAAAGUCCGAAAGUGGGGAGAGUGUUAAUCUAACGAUCGAGGAAAUGGCAGCUCAAGCGUUUGUGUUUUUCGGGGCUGGCUUUGAGACCUCGUCGACUACCAUGGGAUUUGCCUUGUACGAACUGGCCCAACAUCAGGACAUUCAGGACCGUGUGAGAAAAGAGUGCCAAGAGGUGAUUGCCAAUUGCAACGGAGAGGUAACUUACGAAUGUAUGAAGGAUCUGGUCUAUUUAGACCAAGUAAUUUCGGAAACACUUCGCCUGUACACAGUUCUUCCCGUCUUGAAUCGCGAAUGCCUGGAGGACUUUGUGGUCCCCGAUAAUCCCAAAUACGUCAUCAAAAAAGGAAUGCCCGUCCUGAUUCCUGCCGGAGCCAUGCACCGCGAUGAGAAGUUAUAUCCCAACCCAAAUACCUUUGAUCCCGACAAUUUCUCAGCCGAUCGCGUCAAGGAACGUGAUUCCGUGGAGUGGCUUCCUUUUGGAGAAGGUCCCAGAAACUGCAUUGGAAUGCGCUUUGGCCAAAUGCAAGCCCGAAUUGGAUUGGCUUUCCUCAUCAAAGACUUCAAGUUUUCCGUAUGCGACCAGACCACAAUUCCCAUGGUAUACAACAAAAAAACUUUCCUAAUAACAAGCGAUACCGGUAUAUUCCUAAAAGUGGAACGCGUUUAAUAGUUCCCUUAUAUAAUCACCCCAGUGCUUAUCGAUGUACUACAUUUAUUACUGCGGCGUAAUAUGAUAGCUUACUACGUAUAUUACUAACGACUAACCGCAUGAAAAUGAUUUAGAUUACUAAGUAUCAUUAUUUGUCAAGGAAUUUACUGAUAAUUAAAAACGAAAAUAAACUUUUAUAAAUAGUAAGCAACAAACAUUUGACAUAUAGAUAAGGGCAAACAAUACGUUGUUAAACAUAUGCUAAUUUAUCUUUGUGAAAACGAAAUCAAUAAUAAAUGUUAAUGUUUUCUUUAUUUUUAAA
Molecule: messenger RNA, 1898 nt
Organism: Drosophila rhopaloa
Lineage: Eukaryota; Metazoa; Arthropoda; Insecta; Diptera; Drosophilidae
Gene: Cyp6a9
Product: cytochrome P450 6a9
Exons: 2
Coding region: 80-1594 (504 amino acids)
Molecular function (GO): monooxygenase activity; oxidoreductase activity, acting on paired donors, with incorporation or reduction of molecular oxygen; heme binding
Source: RefSeq, a predicted model, not a curated record